AUGGCCUCUGGAGCUGUUUAUAUUGUAAUAAUUUUCCUUGUUCAGAUUUUCAUUGGAACCCUGGGGAACCUCUCUCUCUUAGGUAAAUAUUUAUUUCUUUUCCUCACUGGAUAUAAGACAAGAUCCAUAGAUUUGAUUGUUAUGCAUCUGACUGUGGCCAACUUCUUGGUGAUUCUCUCUAGAGGGAUCCCAGAGACCAUGGCAGCUUAUGGGUUGAAAGGCUUCCUCAGUGAUUUUGGGUGCAAAUUUGUUUUCUAUGUUAGCAGAGUGAGUAGGGGUGUAGUCUUUGGCACCACCUGCCUCCUGGGUGUCUUCCAGGCCGUCAUCAUCAGCCCCAGCAACUCUAGGUGGGCAGAGUUGAAGAUGAAGUUUCCCCAGUAUAUAAGCACCUUCACUGUCCUCUGCUGGGUCCUGCACUUGGUGUUGAACAUUAGUUUCUCUGUGAGUUUGACUAGCAGUUCGAAGAAGAAAAACCUCACAAAUAAAAUAGACUUUGCUUACUGUUCAAAUCCACAUACCAUGAAAGGGAUAUACGCAGGAUAUGCAGUGUAUACCACCAUCAUUGAUGUUUUGUGCAUGGGGCUAAUGCUCUCAGCCUGUGGCUCUAUGCUUUUCAUCUUGUGUAUGCACAAGCGGCGGGUCCAGCACAUGCGUAGGACCAGCAACUCCUUCAGAUCCUCUCCUGAGACCAGAGCCAUUCACAGCAUCCUUCUCCUGGUGAGCAUCUUUGAAUUUUUCUAUUUCCUGUCUUGUAUCAUACAAAUAUAUGUGACUUUUUUUAGUCAUUCAAGAAUCUUACUGUUCACUCUUGGUGCUUUCAUAAAUGCAUGUUUCUCAACUGUAUAUCCCUUUGUAUUCCUAAUUCAUGGUCAUUAUGUAUCUGGAAUUUGCUGCAUCUAG
This is a messenger RNA of Chinchilla lanigera (long-tailed chinchilla), 900 nucleotides long. RefSeq names its product vomeronasal type-1 receptor 2-like. The coding region runs from base 1 to 900 and encodes 299 amino acids. Gene Ontology annotation, biological process: G protein-coupled receptor signaling pathway. Gene Ontology annotation, cellular component: membrane. The transcript has a single exon. Gene Ontology annotation, molecular function: pheromone receptor activity. The record is from RefSeq and is a predicted model, not a curated record. Lineage: Eukaryota; Metazoa; Chordata; Mammalia; Rodentia; Chinchillidae.